Aspergillus versicolor CBS 583.65 is the source of this 1250-nucleotide messenger RNA. Its product is annotated as Yip1 family protein. Lineage: Eukaryota; Fungi; Ascomycota; Eurotiomycetes; Eurotiales; Aspergillaceae. The record is from RefSeq and is a predicted model, not a curated record. The transcript has 4 exons. Gene Ontology annotation, biological process: vesicle-mediated transport. Gene Ontology annotation, cellular component: membrane; Golgi apparatus. Gene Ontology annotation, molecular function: small GTPase binding. Bases 36 to 947 code for a protein of 303 amino acids.
GCUGGCUUCUCGAGAUUAGAGACAACUCGCCUACAAUGUCAAACCAGGGCUAUGAUGUGGUAGUGGAUGUCGACGCAGAUGGUGACGACCUUGGACAUACCGACCUUCAAGAAGAUCUUGAAUUUCACCCGUCAAACUUCGAGAAUGACCAACGCAAUGCCAAAUCCCACCCAGACAACGGCGCCUUCAUAGGCACUGGCGGAGGAAGCUCCUCUCGCCGCAACAGAUCCCCAGGAGGCACGCCGACCAAACACGCCUGGUGGUCCAUCCACUACUACGAGCAAUACUUUGAUGUCGACACAAACGAAGUUCUCCGCCGCUGCGUCGCCUCCGUCUACCCUCGUAACAACUUUCUUGACGUUCUCGAAGGCAACGCGGACCUCUACGGCCCCUUCUGGAUUGCGACAACUGUCAUCGUCAUACUUUUCCUAACAGGCACUAUCUCGCAAUGGCUCUCAAACAACGACAAAACCCACUUCAAGUACGACUUUACCUUGCUUUCUGGUGCCGCCGGUCUCGUUUACGGGUAUACAUUCGUCCUGCCCAUCGCUCUCUGGGGUGCGCUGAAGUGGUUCGGGAGCUCGACCGCUGACCUUGUUGAGUGCUGGGCGCUUUAUGGUUACUCGAAUUUGAUCUGGAUUGCGGUCGCUCUUGUUAGUUGGAGUCCGUUGACGGCCUUGAACUGGGCGCUUGUCGGAGUCGGGUUUGGAUGGACUGUCUUCUUCCUGCUAAGGAACUUGUAUCCUGUGCUCAGCGCGACAGAUGCGAAGGCUAGCCGGGCGCUGUUGGUGCUUGUUAUCCUGCUGCACGCUGGGUUUGCAAUUGCGAUUAAGAUCUUGUUCUUUGCGCAUGGAAGCCCCGUUUCCAAGAAGGGUGAUGACAAGGACCAUGAUGAUGACGAUGGGGAUGAUCAUGACGACCACGACGACAAGAGGCUCAUGUUUUAAGUGUAAAAUCGAGGUUUGUCGUUCAGGUUGUUUGGUCUGCUCAGUUGGUGUUGUUGACUCGCUCAGGCAGCAUUUGGUCACGGAAUUUAUAUUCGGUUGAAGUUGUCUCUUUAGUAUUAUCCUUUUUUUGACUAUUUCGCCGUGUAUACCUCACCUGUAUUGUACGUUUUAUCCUUACCUUAUCUAUCUACACGAAGACUAGGGUAGAAAUCAUGUCGAGGAGGAACUGAAUUUUACAAUUGUUUGAUUGACUGCAACUGGUUCCGAGAGUAGCCAUGUAAAAUAUAUUGACUCCAGCUCUUC